CUUUCUACACGAGCACGAGUGUUGGACAGCCAACAAAAGCAACGUAAUCGGCCUGGUGGGGUUGCAUACGGAGAGUCGCUGGAAGAAAAAGCAUAGGACGGCGUCAGCCACGUGCAGCCAUGUGUUACAUCUUCUCCCACGCCUCGAGAAACUUCUUUCAAAGCCACGGAAAUGCCAAGAUGACUGUGGCUACCUUAGUCUGCAUGCCGAAGCGAGCAGUGUAUAUUCUUCUGUCCCCCCUAUAUCCUUUUUCAGUUUGCCGUUCCGAGACUACACAUGUGCUCCUUCAUGCGGUCCCACUUUCUCACCUGCACCUUCUUUUGCGUGUUUUGUACAUGGAUCAAUUCGAUAGUGUGUGGGUAGCUGUUAAGUGGAUAUGAAGUUUGCAGAUACGCGGGGGAUUCUGUAUAUCCUGCAUACCAAUAUAUGCAGUAUUUGACACAGAAGGCAGAUGUAUUUUUGGAAACGGACGAAAACUUGCACCCAAGAAAUGGC
This is a messenger RNA of Exserohilum turcica Et28A, 495 nucleotides long. RefSeq lists its product as uncharacterized. The record is from RefSeq and is a predicted model, not a curated record. NCBI's taxonomy places the organism in Eukaryota, Fungi, Ascomycota, Dothideomycetes, Pleosporales, Pleosporaceae. The transcript has a single exon. The coding region runs from base 180 to 380 and encodes 66 amino acids.